Chlorella variabilis is the source of this 1233-nucleotide messenger RNA. RefSeq lists its product as hypothetical. Gene Ontology annotation, molecular function: DNA binding; DNA clamp loader activity; ATP binding. Gene Ontology annotation, cellular component: nucleus; DNA replication factor C complex. The transcript has 8 exons. The coding region runs from base 139 to 1161 and encodes 340 amino acids. Gene Ontology annotation, biological process: DNA repair; DNA-templated DNA replication. NCBI's taxonomy places the organism in Eukaryota, Viridiplantae, Chlorophyta, Trebouxiophyceae, Chlorellales, Chlorellaceae. The record is from RefSeq and is a predicted model, not a curated record.
GCUAGAACAACACACAUACACACAGCCGGUAUGCACCUGCCCAGGCGCCAGUGAUCAGUUUCGAGUUUGAGGAGUUGUGAGGAGUGGGACAGGGGCCUCUGACAGCUCUAGUUCGCCGGAGACAGGGCAGCGGGCGCGAUGGCGACCACUAUGGAUGUGGACAGGCCGGCUGUGGCCCCUGCCGCCAAGGCGGGCUAUCCGCUACCUUGGGUUGAAAAGUACCGCCCCACCCGCAUCAAGGACAUUGUGGGCAACGUGGAGGCAGUGUCGCGGCUGCAGAUCAUUGCAGAAGAGGGCAACAUGCCAAACAUCAUCCUGGCGGGCCCACCCGGAACUGGCAAGACCACGAGCAUCCUGUGCCUGGCGCACGAGCUGCUGGGACCCAACUUCCGCGAGGCCGUGCUGGAGCUGAAUGCCUCUGACGACCGUGGCAUUGAUGUGGUCCGGAACAAGAUCAAGAUGUUUGCGCAGCAGAAGGUCACGCUGCCGCUUGGCCGCCACAAGAUAGUCAUCCUGGAUGAAGCAGACAGCAUGACUUCGGGUGCGCAGCAGGCAUUGCGUCGCACCAUGGAGAUCUACUCCUCCACCACACGCUUCGCGCUGGCUUGCAACCAGUCGUCCAAAAUCAUCGAGCCCAUACAGAGCCGCUGCGCCAUCGUCAGGUACAGCAAGCUGAGUGACAAGGAGCUGCUGCAGCGCCUGCUGCAUGUGUGCCAGGAGGAGGGUGUCGCACACACGCCCGAUGGCCUGGAGGCUGUGGUGUUUACGGCAGAUGGAGACAUGCGGCAGGCGCUGAACAACGUGCAGGCCACUGCCAAUGGCUUUGGCCUGGUCAGCCAAGACCACGUGUUCCGAGUGUGCGAUCAGCCGCACCCUGUGCUGGUCAGCAGCGUUGUGCGGCACUGCCUGGAUGCGCGCAUCGACGACGCAUAUGAGGGGUUGCGGGCGCUAUGCGACAUGGGUUAUAGCGCCAGCGACAUCAUUACCAUCCUGUUUCGCGUGGUGCGCAACUUCACGGGCAUGAAUGAAUACCUCAAGCUAGAGUACAUCAAGCAAAUUGGCUUUUGUCACAUGCGGGUGGGCGACGGCGUCAACUCGCGGCUGCAGCUCUCUGGCCUGCUGGCAGAGUUGUGCAAGCUGACGAUGCGCGCUGCUGCCUAGCAGGAGCCCGGAGCCCAUCCUGGUGGAAGCAUGUUGGAGAUGUGCUGCCCACAAGUGUAAGCCUCGAUUCCG